CUUCUCCCUGUGUGGGCGUGGCUUAGCCGGUGUGACGUGUAAAAAUGGAUCCAGUGCUGUACAUUAUUGCAGCGGUACUGCUGGCUGUUUUGCUGAUAUUCGCUUCCCGGAUUAGAAGUCAAGUGGUGCGAGAUGAUCAGCAGCACCAGCAAGAUGUGGCUGUUGCCGCAGCGGCAAGACCUCGAGCUGUGCCAGAGGAGCGUGCAGAUGGGAUGCCAAGACGCAGGAGGAAUGUCAACCGAAUGAUGGCGCAGAGAAGAGCUCAACACUUAGAGGAGGCACCAGAAGUGGUUGAAGAUGAUGAGGACGAUGAAUUACCAGAAGCACAGGCAACUGGAAAAAUUGGUGCAAAAAAGCAGAAAAAACUGGAGGAGAAGCAAGCACGGAAAGCCCAGAGGGAGGCUGAAGAGGCUGAGCGAGAGGAGAGGAAAAAGUUGGAGUCGAAACGUGAGGAAGAAAGACGUAAGGAAGAUGACCGUGUACGGAAGGAAGAGGAGCUAAAGGAGGAAGAAGAGAGAAAAGCUAAGGAAGACAAGGAGAAAGCAGAAUAUGAAGAGUACCUGAAAUUAAAGGAAAGCUUUGUGGUGGAGGAGGAAGGUGUUGAAGAAUCCAUGAAUGAGGAGGAGUCCCGAAGCUUCCUCACAGAAUUCAUUAAUUACAUCAAGGAAUCUAAAGUCGUUAUCUUGGAAGAUCUGGGCGCACAUUUUGGCUUGAGAGCUCAGGAUGCUAUUAACAGGAUACAGGACUUGCUGGCUGAUGGCUCUAUAACAGGUGUGAUCGAUGACCGAGGGAAGUUUAUCUAUAUUACGCCUGAGGAACUGUCUUCCGUAGCGCAGUUUAUUAAGCAGAGGGGACGGGUCUCCAUUUCUGAGCUUGCACAAGCGAGCAACAAGCUAAUCAACCUGAACCCUGAGAAAACCUCAGUACCCCUUGAAGUUGCCUGAAGAUUUAAGGCACACAGAUAAUUCAGUUUAAAUGGAGCGAGCGGACAGUUUGCUUAAAAAAUGCUGAUUUCUUAAAUUAACAUUAAAAACGACAUAAAUUGGCAUUAAAUUUGUUAUUUAUGUUACUUUUAUAAAAAGUAUUUUCAUUCAAUAAAACACGGAUUCAUCUGA
Messenger RNA from Bombina bombina (fire-bellied toad), 1115 nucleotides. RefSeq names its product DDRGK domain containing 1 (gene DDRGK1). NCBI's taxonomy places the organism in Eukaryota, Metazoa, Chordata, Amphibia, Anura, Bombinatoridae. The transcript has 9 exons. The record is from RefSeq and is a predicted model, not a curated record. The coding region runs from base 45 to 944 and encodes 299 amino acids.